Acromyrmex echinatior (Panamanian leafcutter ant) is the source of this 1584-nucleotide messenger RNA. RefSeq names its product E3 ubiquitin-protein ligase RNF185. Gene Ontology annotation, molecular function: ubiquitin protein ligase activity; metal ion binding. NCBI's taxonomy places the organism in Eukaryota, Metazoa, Arthropoda, Insecta, Hymenoptera, Formicidae. Gene Ontology annotation, cellular component: endoplasmic reticulum. Gene Ontology annotation, biological process: ubiquitin-dependent protein catabolic process. The record is from RefSeq and is a predicted model, not a curated record.
AGAGAGAGAGAGAAAAAACUUUCGCGAUAAAAUAUUUAAAAUUGCUGAAAUACAAAAUUUAGCGAAUGGAUUAAAUAAUAGCAGAAGUUAUAUGUUCGUUAUAUGUAAAUUAAGAAUUAGAUGAUACAUAUUAAUGCAAGUAUUGAAAAAUAUAAGUAUGACGUAAUGUUAGAGCAGAGAGAGAGGAAGAGAGAGAGGGAAUGUGUGAGUGUGAUAAGUGACUAUUAUUAUGAACAUAUACCUGUUUAUUACAAAACUGAAAGUGCAAAAUUGUUGGAAUAAGUAAUAGGAUGAGCAGGACAAGGGAACAAGCUGGUUCGUCUAAGUCAUCAGGAUCUGCAGGUUCUACUGAGGAAAAAGAAAAGGAUGAAAGGAUUUUUGAGUGCAAUAUCUGUUUGGAUACCGCAAAAGAUGCAGUAGUCAGUAUGUGCGGUCAUCUGUUUUGUUGGCCAUGUCUGCAUCAAUGGUUAGAGACCAGACCUACCAGGCAGGUUUGUCCAGUAUGCAAAGCUGCAAUAAGCAAAGAUAAAGUCAUUCCAUUAUAUGGACGUGGUGCGGCAAAACAUGAAGACCCAAGGAAUAACGUACCUCCACGCCCGGCCGGUCAAAGGUCAGAACCAGAAGCCCAUGUCGGUUUUCCCGGCUUUGGUUUUGGUGAUGGUUCCUAUAUGUCGUUCGGCAUUGGCACUUUUCCGUUUGCUUUUUUUACAUCGACUUUUAACUUUGGAGAAACACGACCAAGUGCAGCUCCGAGAGGUACACCGCAAUUUGAGGAAGAGCAGUUUUUAUCCAAAGUAUUUUUGUGGUUAGCAGUGAUAUUCAUCUGCUGGCUGUUGAUGGCAUAACAUUAUUUCUAAAUCACACACAUACCAGUCUGCCCAAUAAUUUGUAAUUUUUGUUUAAUGAUAUCCUGUCGAUUUAUGAUGAUCGCAACAUUACAUCGGUUUUCAUUAUGUGAUUUUUAUAAAGCCUCUUUGAAAAAAAGAAAUGAGAAUACAAAUUUACUUCCGCGUAUUUAAAAAAAGAAAUUGUGCAAUUCUAAAAAAAUUCAUUUUUCUCACUUUUACUUUCGAAAAGAAGCAAAAAGUAUAUUGAACUAUUUUUUGUCCAUGUAUAACGUUUUACACGAUUUCGUUGGCAUUUACAUACUUCGAACAGGAUUAAGCUCCAGACAAAAUGCGAGGGAAUAGCGAUAGCGAUAGGAAUAACAUUUUAACUCUUGAGAAAUUGAAUACACCGAAAUACAAUCUCUGAUGAGUUGAAAUCGUGUUAUUCCUAUCGCUAUCUCCAUUUCUUCACAUUGUACUUUCUUUCUAUUUGGAUAAUUCUGAUAUUUUAAUAUUAAUCUUUUUUAUGUAUAUAUUAUAUAUAAAUAUAUUAUAUUCAGAAGAAAGACGUAAUAAGCAUAAGGAAUAACGUAUAAUCUCUUAUUCGAUAUAUUAAAAGUAUAAAAAUGUAUGAUUUAAGUGAAAACACAGAGGAAAAUAUUAUGUAUUCAUUAAGACACGCGGUUUUGUUGAGAAACUGCAAAUUUGAACAGUGUAUAUAAUAAUUAAAUAAAUAUAUGUAUGUAUGUAUAGUGUA